This is a messenger RNA of Capsella rubella, 754 nucleotides long. Its product is annotated as pyridoxine/pyridoxamine 5'-phosphate oxidase 2. Gene Ontology annotation, molecular function: FMN binding; pyridoxamine phosphate oxidase activity. The coding region runs from base 2 to 643 and encodes 213 amino acids. The record is from RefSeq and is a predicted model, not a curated record. Gene Ontology annotation, biological process: pyridoxine biosynthetic process. NCBI's taxonomy places the organism in Eukaryota, Viridiplantae, Streptophyta, Magnoliopsida, Brassicales, Brassicaceae. The transcript has 7 exons.
CAUGGCACACACAAGUCGGAACUCGGAAGAAAGUGAUAAGAAGACGAUGGGAACAACUGUGGCGCCAUGGAAGCAGCUGCUCUUUGGUGCCAUUGAGGCUAAUUCUCAUCUAACCCACUCUUCUUACCUUCAGCUCGCGACGAUUGGUUUAAACGGACGGCCUUCGAAUCGUACUGUUGUAUUCAGGGGAUUUGAAGAGAACGGUGAUAGAAUUCAAAUCAACACCGAUCUUCGUAGUCGUAAGAUUGAAGAGCUUAAGCAUUGUCCUUUUUCUGAGAUAUGUUGGUAUUUCUCGGAUACUUGGGAGCAAUUCCGGAUCAAUGGAAGAAUUGAGGUCAUUGAUGCGUCGAAUCCUGACCAGACUAAGCUUCAGCAAAGAGAGAAAGCUUGGUUUGCUAAUUCCUUGAGGUCAAGGCUUAUCUACAUUUGUCCUACUCCUGGUAGUCCUUACAACAGUGAGCAACCAAGCCAAGAAGUUAAAUUAGAUCCCUCAAGUGGUCCAGUUCCUGAGUACUGCCUUAUGCUUCUAGAGCCACAAGAGGUUGAUUACUUGAAUCUGAAAAGCAAUCAGAGGCUUUUGUUUUCGUCGACGGCUAGUGGAACAGGAGAAAAGUGCUGGACUUCAGAAAAGGUUAACCCAUAAUUAACUUUUAAUGUCUAAUAGGGUGAUUAAAGAAUUUCUUAUUUAUGUUUGUGGAUUUCCCUUGUGUGAUACGCCAGUUUGUAGCAAUUCAUAAUACUUUUACUUUUUACU